AUGGCGGCGCUGCUAAGAGGACUACGAGUUGGAAGGGCCCUGCGGGGUCUUGGCAGCGGUGAGCCAAGACUUGCUAGUUGGUCUUUGUCUGUAGGCAUUAGCCAGUAGCUCGGGAACUUGGCUUUGGUAAUCGUAUACAUUGGUUUAGGUCUUAAUCGCGAGGGAGCUUGCGAACUAGCUAGCAAACCAAUGUCACUUUUCGGAGAAGGUGAUCAUGAAGGACAGAAUCUGGUAACAAUGUUGGCUACUCCUUGCAAACUAAAUCUCAACGCAAGAAAACACAUUUAGUUAUCACAACUGCAAGUAUUGAGUUCUUCGAUCCAAUAAACAUCGCUACCUAAUUAGGCUAACCCCUUAAAUUGUGACGGGGUUACAUUGUCCAAGUACUUUCACAAACUACUCACAUAGUGACUCUUACCCUGAAAUUACCCCCCGUAUUAUGGAUCUAUAAUUAUUAGCCAACUUAGUUAAUACUUGUGCUCAGUCAGGACACAGGAUGCAAAGUGUCAGUAUGAACAUCAUUAGAGCAUAAUUUUCUGCUUUUUUUCUUGUAGUGGUAAUUCCAAAAACAUCCAGUCCCCAAUGCAAUGGCCUGAGAAGAGGCUUCCACUGUGCUGCACUUUGUCUUCAGGAGGACAAGGACAAGUCCAUCCCUGUCCCCCCAUCCUCUGCUGCAUCCUCAACUACAACCUUCCACGAGCAUUACCAAGCCCACCCAUCUAAAAACGACACUACGACAUAUACGCAGGAAGCUGCUGCUAAGGAGGCUCCCCAGCCCAAUACUAGGUUAGGUUCCACCAAACUGAACUGACACCCAUUUAACCAAUGCAUAAUAACAUUACAAUACCAUGUUGUGGUGUAUGCCUCUGGAACAACAUUUAUGUGACAUUUGGUUCUUAAGUUACUUAUGUGUGUAUGCCAAUGGUGUAUGCUGUGUUCUCUCUAUUGUCGCUGCAGUUAUGCAGACCAAAGUGGAGAACAAGGAGAAGAGUAUGAAACAGAGGAGCAACUGCAAGCACACAUCCUUAACGCUGCACUGGACUUUGUCCCACUACAUGGUUGGACUCUUGAGGCCAUUUCAGCAGGGGCUGAGGUGAGUGGAAGGAAGUUGAAUUUACUGUAGUUGUGUGGAUGGAGAGAUUUAUCUAUGUGACUAAAUGUAAUUGUUGCUUUUCUGUUACUGUUUUCCUCGGAGCAGACACUGGGCCUCUCAGCAGCCUCCAGUGAAAUGUUCCAGAAUGGCGCAGGGGACCUGGUUUUGCACUUCGUCGCUCAGUGCAAUGCCCAGCUAACAGAGCAGCUGGCAGAGCAGCACAACAAGAUCCAACUUGGUCAGGCUGAGUAAGCUCCAUCAUGCUCUCAAAUUAGCAGGUUCAAAAUAGUGCACUUUUACUGCGCAGUUAGGAUUUAAACAUGAAUGUCAUUGUUAUCGGUGUGUGUGGGCAUGUGUUAACCACAUCAUUUCUUGCAGACCAAAGAAAACUGCUGAGUUUCUUAGAGAUGCUGUGGAGACCAGAUUGAGGAUGUUGACCCCAUACAUCGAUAAUUGGCCACAGGUAUCUUGCACACAACACAGUAUAACAAUUAGACAUCAACUGGACAUGUGACAGUUAAUCUCUUCACCUUAAACCAGUUCAGGCUACUCAUUGGUAUAAGGUAGCCUAAUCUUGUAACAUCGUCUUGAUACACUAGUAGAGGCAACCAUUUAUUAAACCUGUGCACAGAUGUGCCAUAUAUUUGCAGGGUUUCCUACUUACAAAGCAUGUAGAGGUCUGUAAUAUUUAUCAUAGGUACACUUCAACUGUGAGAGACGAAAUCUAAAACAAAAAUCCAGAAAAUCACAUUGUAUGAUUUUUAAGUACCGGUAAUUAAUUUGCAUUGUAUUGCAUGACAUAAGUAUUUGAUACAUCAGAAAAGCAGAACUUAAUAUUUGGUACAGAAACCUUUGUUUGUAAUUACAGAGAUCAUACGUUUCCUGUAGGUCUUGACCAGGUUUGCACACACUGCAGCAGGGAUUUUGGCCCACUCCUCCAUACAGACCUUCUCCAGAUCCUUCAGGUUUCGGGGCUGUUGCUGGGCAAUACGGACUUUCAGCUCCCUCCAAAGAUUUUCUAUUGGGUUCAGGUCUGGAGACUGGCUAGGCCACUCCAGGACCUUGAGAUGCUUCUUACGGAGCCACUCCUUAGUUGCCCUGGCUGUGUGUGUCGGGUCAUUGUCAUGCUGGAAGACCCAGCCACGACCCAUCUUCAAUGCUCUUACUGAGGGAAGGAGGUUGUUGGCCAAGAUCUCGCGAUACAUGGCCCCAUCCAUCCUCCCCUCAAUACGGUGCAGUCGUCCUGUCCCCUUUGCAGAAAAGCAUCCCCAAAGAAUGAUGUUUCCAGUUCCAUGCUUCACGGUUGGGAUGGUGUUCUUGGGGUUGUACUCAUCCUUCUUCUUCCUCCAAACACGGCGAGUGGAGUUUAGACCAAAAAGCUCUAUUUUUGUCUCAUCAGACCACAUGACCUUCUCCCAUUCCUCCUCUGGAUCAUCCAGAUGGUCAUUGGCAAACUUCAGACGGGCCUGGACAUGUGCUGGCUUGAGCAGGGGGACCUUGCGUGCGCUGCAGGAUUUUAAUCCAUGACGGCGUAGUGUGUUACUAAUGGUUUUCUUUGAGACUGUGGUCCCAGCUCUCUUCAGGUCAUUGACCAGGUCCUGCCGUGUAGUUCUGGGCUGAUCCCUCACCUUCCUCAUGAUCAUUGAUGCCCCACGAGGUGAGAUCUUGCAUGGAGCCCCAGACCGAGGGUGAUUGACCGUCAUCUUGAACUUCUUCCAUUUUCUAAUAAUUGCGCCAACAGUUGUUGCCUUCUCACCAAGCUGCUUGCCUAUUGUCCUGUAGCCCAUCCCAGCCUUGUGCAGAUCUACAAUAUUAUCCCUGAUGUCCUUACACAGCUCUCUGGUCUUGGCCAUUGUGGAGAGGUUGGAGUCUGUUUGAUUGAGUGUGUGGACAAGUGUCUUUUAUACAGGUAACGAGUUCAAACAGGUGCAGUUAAUACACGUAAUGAGUGGAGAACAGGAGGGCUUCUUAAAGAAAAACUAACAGGUCUGUGAGAGCCGGAAUUCUUACUGGUUGGUAGGUGAUCAAAUACUUAUGUCAUGCAAUAAAAUGCAAACUAAUUACUUAAAAAUCAUACAAUGUGAUUUUCUGGAUUUUUGAUUACAGACCUCUACAUGCUUUGUAAGUAGGAAAACCUGCAAAAUCGGCAGUGUAUCAAAUACUUGUUCUCCCCACUGUAGCUUACUUGAGCAAAUGUAUCACUUUGCCAUCAACAUUAGUCUCUCCCAAAUAUAUUUUAUUUUAGUAUUACACUCAGUAACAGGCAUCUGUUUUUUUUCUGCUGAUUAAAUUAUAUCUUCCUUUCUCCUCUCCAGGCUAUGAGUAUUCUGCUCCUCCCACACAACAUCCCAGACAGUCUGAAGCACCUCUCCACCCUGGUGGAUGAUAUCUGGUACUAUGCUGGAGACCGUUCCACAGAUGUGAGUCGACCCUCUCAGCCUAAGUACCCCUCUCCCCAUGUCUUCCUCACCCCCUUUCAUCAGGCACCUCAUACUAUCCGGCCUGCCUCUGCAAAGGUUACUACUCACCACCUCUCCUCACAUUGCACUCUCCUUGUCUCUCUCACUUUUAACUCUGUUUACCCCAUUAAUCCAUCUCCAAUGCCCUCCUAUUCUCAUUAAUUGUACAUGUGGGUGCUACUGACAUUAUUUGUCAAUUGUUUUCAAUCAGCCCAAUCCACAUUUUUCCCUUGAUUAAGGUUUUUGUCUUUCAACAACCACUUUAAUAGUAUGUCUAUGUGUCAAAAUCUUUGUUAUUUAGUUUUCACUUUUUUCCCAUAUCAGUUGAACUGGUAUACGAAACGGGCUGCGCUGACAGGGAUCUAUAACACCACUGAGCUAGUGAUGAUACAGGACUCCUCAGAAGACUUCCAGGACACCUGGAACUUCCUUGAAAACCGAAUCCAGGAUAUUGUCAACAUGGCUGGCACUGCCAAACAGGUACCAUUUCCUCAGUCUGUGCAUAGUCCCUUUAAUGAUGUAAAAGGUCACUAGUGAUACAAUUAAAAAAUAUAAAUCAUUAGAAAGAACUCACUAGUAUACAACCUAUAUUAAGGGAACUCAAUAUGUGUAAUUUACAUCUCUUUUGCUAUUGUGUCCUGUAGGCAGUAUCUACAGGAGAAGCAGUGGCGCAGGGGCUUAUGGGAGCUGCUGUUACG
Coregonus sp. 'balchen' is the source of this 4250-nucleotide messenger RNA. NCBI's taxonomy places the organism in Eukaryota, Metazoa, Chordata, Actinopteri, Salmoniformes, Salmonidae. The record is from the annotation of a GenBank genome assembly.